GUGCUCUUUCACCUUCAGUUGUCUUUUGCGGCACAACAAAAGGACAACUCUGGAUGUUCCGGCAACUCACUUUUUCUCAGCAAAAAGCGUUGCUAUGCGAUGAAGAACCUGAAGGAACAGGUCGCUCCACUUCUUCAUCAUCUAGGUCGCUCGAGCCAAUUGCUAUGUCAACUAGUAAGCCUUCCGCCUCUACUACUUCCUCCACCUCCUGCGCUAUUUCUGAGAUAG
This is a messenger RNA of Amoebophrya sp. A25, 228 nucleotides long. Lineage: Eukaryota; Dinophyceae; Syndiniales; Amoebophryaceae. The record is from the annotation of a GenBank genome assembly.